UUUGAACCCGGUGUUUUUUAAAUCGGGUUUUCUCGGUAUCUACCAAGCAAAUCUAUCUCACAACAGUUUAUCUCCAAAUUCUGAAUCAACAUAAGAUUUAACUCAAGAAAACGUGACAGUACAAGAGAAUUCCAGGGUCUGAUCUGGUCUUGUCGUCGUGAAAAAUGACGUCACCAGUGGUGGAUUUGUCAGCUUGUGAUGUGACGAUGGUCGAACCGUCGUCAAAUCAGCAGAAAAUGGCGUACACCUCUGAGAAACACUCUCGAGGAUUCCUCAAAGAACUCAACAUAAUGAGACGCAGUGGUGCUUUGUGCGAUGUGACUAUCAGAGUGAAUGAGACAACUAUUAUGGCCCACAAGCUGGUCUUGUCUGGCUGUUCGCCAUACUUCAAAGCCAUGUUCACCAACAACUUGGCUGAGACUCAUCAGGACGCGAUUGUGUUGAACGAAGUGGACUCUGCGGCCGUGGAGGCACUCAUCGACUUCUGCUACACGGGAUCUAUCGUGGUCGAGAUCACAAACGUACAAGUUCUUCUCCCAGCCGCAUGUCUCUUACAAAUCGAAGAGGUUCUGGAGGUGUGUUGUGAGUUUCUGAAGAAGCAGUUAGACCCCACCAACUGUCUGGGCAUCAGGGCAUUCGCAGACACUCACUCGUGCAGGGAGCUACUCCGAGUGGCUGACAAGUACACGUACGACAAGAUACAAGAAGUCAUGCAAAGCGAUGAGUUUCUUCUUCUCUCCAAAGAACAAUUAAUCGGAAUAAUAUCGAGCGACGAAAUCAAUGUGCGAAAUGAAGAGCAAGUGUUCAAUGCCGUCAUGCAAUGGGUCAAGUAUGACUUGACAAACCGAAGGGUAUUUUUGUCACAAGUUCUCGGAAAUGUCAGGUUUUGUUUGAUGUCCCCCAAGUUCCUCGUCAGUGUGAGUUCGGAUCACCUCGUGAAAAACGACGAGUCCUGUCGGGAUUUGGUGGACGAAGCGAAGAAUUAUCUUUUGUUGCCGAACGAACGAGCUCAGAUGGAAGGUCCCCGAACAAGACCGAGAAAGCCGGUGAAGCGAGGAGAAGUUUUGUUUGCUGUGGGCGGCUGGUGUAGUGGGGAUGCGAUCUCCUCAGUGGAGGGAUAUGACCCAGUCACCAAAGAGUGGAGGAUGAAGACAUCCAUGUGUAAAAGGAGGUGUGGGGUGGGGGUGGCAGUGCUGGAUGGACUACUCUAUGCCGUGGGGGGACACGAUGGAGCCAGCUAUCUUAACAGUAUAGAGCGAUACGACCCUCACACUAACUCUUGGAGUCAAGAUGUGGCCCCUACUAGCACAUGUAGAACAAGUGUGGGAGUAGCAGUUCUAGAUGGAUAUCUGUAUGCUGUUGGUGGCCAAGACGGCAUCUCGUGUCUAAAUAUAGUGGAGAAGUAUGAGCCACAUGGGAACAGAUGGACCAAGUGUGCCCCCAUGGCCACCAACAGACUGGGUGUGGCACUGGCUGUACUGGGGGGACACAUGUAUGCAGUUGGGGGAUCCGAAGGACAAGUACCCUUGGAUUCAAUGGAGAAAUACGACCCGAAAUCGAACAGAUGGACAACCCAAACCCCAAUGCACACGAAGCGGAAACACCUUGGAUGCGCAGUUUAUAAUGAUAUGAUAUACGCAGUCGGAGGCCGAGAUGAUGUUGCCGAACUAUCGAGUGUCGAACGAUACAAUCCUCUCACAAAGUUGUGGUCAAAUGUUGUGGCUAUGACGUCGCGUCGCAGCGGGGUCGGGCUCGCAAUUGUGAAUGACGUUCUAAUGGCAGUUGGAGGUUUCGAUGGAACUACUUAUCUAAAAACUGUCGAAGAAUACGAUCCCCAAUCUAAUUCGUGGAAACUGUGUGGUUCUAUGAAUUACAGACGAUUAGGCGGCGGUGUAGGUGUGAUUAAAUUACACAGUGAUGACGCGUUUCAUUCUUGACAGGACAGAGAGAGUAUAAGUGGAAAAUUCGAUUUUAAGCAUUGUUCGAUUUUAAAUUAGAUUAGAUUUAUCCUUUAAAUUUGCCCAAAACUACUGAAUUUGUAAUAUUUUUGGUUCUUUGUAUAAGAGAAAGUAUAAAAAAACUUAUGUUGCUUAA
Symsagittifera roscoffensis is the source of this 2094-nucleotide messenger RNA. Its product is annotated as kelch-like protein diablo. The record is from RefSeq and is a predicted model, not a curated record. The coding region runs from base 165 to 1937 and encodes 590 amino acids. Lineage: Eukaryota; Metazoa; Xenacoelomorpha; Acoela; Convolutidae. Gene Ontology annotation, molecular function: protein binding. The transcript has 10 exons.